Molecule: messenger RNA, 1068 nt
Organism: Zasmidium cellare ATCC 36951
Lineage: Eukaryota; Fungi; Ascomycota; Dothideomycetes; Mycosphaerellales; Mycosphaerellaceae
Exons: 2
Coding region: 1-1068 (355 amino acids)
Source: RefSeq, a predicted model, not a curated record
AUGUUCCUCUUCAAACACGGCAGCCGGCGCGCCGUCCAAGCCAUCCAAACACACACCACCCAACGCUUCGCCUCCAAAAUCUCCAUCCCCUUCCAACCACCCCCGGUCCCCAUCAUCGAAAAAUGUCCCUCCCCAACCUGCCUAUGCAGAGAACCCCCGUCAGGCCUCGACAUCGAAAGAGAACAAAACAUCAACGGAUCCAUGGCAGCAUACGCCGAGCAAGUCCUCAUCAGCACAGGCAGAGACGACUGGAAGAGCCGGACAGAAGAUGAAGAGGAUGCGGUGUUGGUCAAUCAGCUGAAGAAGAACCUCACGCGGGGUGGGAAGUUUGUCGAUCCCUACCACAACAUCUUGAUCACAAACUCCUCUUUCCCUCCCACACCUUCAACAAGAAGAUCCACCCCCAACCCAGGCAAAGACCCCUCCUCCAGCACAAGCACAACAGACUCAGCCUCCGCCUUCCUCCUCCCCUCCUUCCAAUACAUCCCCUCCAUCCCCACGACCAACCCAUCCUCCAUCGAAACCUUCAUCAAAGCCUUCCUCCUCCCCCCAAAACUCCACAACGCCCACUCCCGCCUCAACCGCGCCGAACAAAACAUCCUCCUCCGCGAGGCAGAACUCCAAGCCCAAUUCCCCGGCGCGCGCGACGUCGACGAGAUCCUGAUCCUCAUCUGCGGACACGGCGGCCGGGACGAUCGAUGCGGGAAACUAGGCCCCCUCCUACGCGAAGAAUUCCAGGAGAAACUGCAACGACAGAACAUCCCCCUUUCGCACUCGCCACCGCCUCUCGAGGCUGAAGUCGUCGACACGGCUGUGGAAGGGUACGUCCCCACUGCGCGAGUGGGGUUGAUCUCGCAUAUCGGGGGACACAAGUGGGCGGGGAAUGUGAUUGUGUAUAUCCCGCCGAGUUUCGAGCGGAAUUCCCUCGCGGGCAAGGGGAUUUGGUAUGGACGGGUGGGACCGGAGCAUGUAGAGGGGAUUGUGCAGAAGACGGUGUUGGAGGGGAAGGUGAUUAAGGAGUUGUUCAGGGGUGGGAUUGAUAGGAGUGGGGAGAUUAUACGCUUGUGA